Molecule: messenger RNA, 840 nt
Organism: Cryptosporidium muris RN66
Lineage: Eukaryota; Apicomplexa; Conoidasida; Eucoccidiorida; Cryptosporidiidae
Product: zinc finger, C3HC4 type domain-containing protein
Exons: 1
Coding region: 1-840 (279 amino acids)
Biological process (GO): regulation of transcription by RNA polymerase II
Cellular component (GO): PRC1 complex
Source: RefSeq, a predicted model, not a curated record
AUGAAAUAUAGAAAAUUAGAUGAAGAUGAAAAUAGACAAAAAUCAUAUUCAUAUGAACCUGGUGAUUUAGAAACAGUUGUAACAGAUCAUGGAUUAGAUGUUGCAUUUAGAAUAAAGGUAAUAGCAGAUUUAUUAGAAUGUCCAUUAUGUAAAGGUUUUUUUAGGAAUGCUACUACAAUUAAAGAAUGUUUACAUACAUUUUGUAAUGUAUGUAUUAUAAAUUAUAUUGAAAGUGGUAAAGAAUCAUGUCCAAAAUGUGGAGAAUAUAUGGGAGUUCAUCCUAUAGAAGGUUUAGUAUUUGAUAGAACAAUACAAAAUAUAACUGAUAAAAUAUUUCCUCAAUUUCGUAUACUUGAAAAUCAAUUAAAAAAGGAAUUUAAUAUUAAAUAUAAUAUUGGUAAUAAUAAUAAUAAUAUUGAUAUUUUAAAUCCUAAUUUAUAUUCAAAAAUUUGUAGAUCUUCAAUAUAUAAUUCUAAAUUAACCCCAAUAAAUGCUAAUAAUGAAUUUCAUAAUAAAAUUUUAGAUUUAAUCUUAAAUUCAGAUGAUAAAGAUAAAUUGGAAGAAAUGAAAUUAUCACUAAAUAUAAGUAUUAGAUUAUUUAUUGAACCAAUUGAUAAAACAUUACCUAAUUUAAUUAAACCAUAUAUAUUGGUUGCUCCUCAAAUAACAAUUCAACAUUUACAGAAUUAUUUACUUUAUAAAUUUCCAGAUAUAUCAGAAGUACCUCAGAUUUUAUUAGAAGGGGUUGUAUUACCUAAGAAUCACUCUAUUGAAUUUAUAUGUAGAUCAAAAAGAAUAGAAUUAUGUAAUAUUAUAAAUCUUAAAUAUAGAUUUAAUUGA